Messenger RNA from Protopterus annectens (West African lungfish), 2701 nucleotides. RefSeq names its product ArfGAP with FG repeats 1 (gene AGFG1). The coding region runs from base 206 to 2047 and encodes 613 amino acids. Gene Ontology annotation, molecular function: GTPase activator activity. NCBI's taxonomy places the organism in Eukaryota, Metazoa, Chordata, Ceratodontiformes, Protopteridae. The record is from RefSeq and is a predicted model, not a curated record. The transcript has 15 exons.
UUGGAAAAUGUUGGGUGAAUUCCGGUUUUGACUUUUUCAAGCCUUGGUGCCUGUACACUGUGUGCCUGUCUCCAAGUGUGUCCCACUUACUGUAUUAGUCGAGUCGUGACAUUCCCGGUCUCGUCUCUCUCACUUUAUUUUCUUUUGCCAUUUAUUUUACAUUCUCUUAUCCUUUCCCUACAACAAGAAUUGUGUUUCUUUAACCAUGGCGGCAAGUGCCAAGAGAAAACAAGAGGAGAAACACCUGAAGAUGCUACGGGAGAUGACAAGCCUACCGCACAACAGAAAGUGCUUUGACUGUGACCAGCGCGGCCCGACGUAUGCGAACAUGACUGUGGGAUCCUUCGUGUGCACCUCCUGCUCAGGAAUCCUACGUGGUUUAAAUCCACCUCACAGAGUAAAGUCCAUUUCUAUGACCACCUUCACACAGCAGGAAAUAGAAUUUCUUCAGAAACAUGGAAAUGAGAUAUGUAAACAGAUUUGGCUAGGAUUGUACGAUGAAAGGUCUUCAUCCAUUCCUGAUUUCAGAGAUCCUCAGAAAGUGAAAGAAUUUCUACAAGAAAAAUAUGAGAAGAAAAGAUGGUAUGUUCCACCUGAACAAGCAAAGGUUGUAGCAACCGUGCAUGCUUCCAUAUCAGGUUCCUCAGCGAGCAGUACUAGUAGCACUCCUGAAGUUAAGCCACUUAAAACGCUACUUGGGGACACAGCACCUGCCCUACAGUUAAAUAAGAGUACACCAAACCAGUCUCCAGUUUCUGGUCGCUCUCAAGACCAGCAGCAACAGCCGCAACAACAACCUGAGAAGAAAUCAUUUGACCUCCUCUCUGACUUAGGUGGUGACAUAUUUGCUGCUCCAGCCCCUCCACAGUCUACACAUUUUGCUAAUUUUGCACAGUUUAACAGCUACACAGCCCAGAAUAAUGCAGACUUUGCAAACUUUGAUGCAUUUGGGAAUUCUAGUACAUCGAUUAAUUUUGGAGCUGGUUUCCCCACAGCUGGUCAGACUGCUUUCCAACCCCAGAAUACAGCGUUCAGAACGCUUUCAUCCAGCUGCAGUUUUGGUGAAUUUACAUCAGCUUUUCCUCUUCAGCCUACACACAGUGGAAGCAGUGGAUCAGCUAAUGCUAACUUUGCCCACUUUGACAACUUUCACAAAUCUUCUAGUGCUGAUUUUGGAGCAUUCAGUUCCUCUCAAAGCAGCGUGGCAGCAACAACUGCCAGUAAAGCUGUAGUAAAUACACCUAGCGUUCCUUCUGUGGAUAAGUAUGCAUCCCUGGCUGAUCUAGAUAGUGUCUUCAGUGCUGUAAAAACUGGACAAGGUACUACUGGACAGAUGAGCAAUUUCAAUGCUGCCACAGUAACAGCAUCUUCUGCACCUGUUCCCUCUGGAUCUGCUGCGGGUCAGCUUGGUUCAUCAGAUAAAUAUGCCGCUCUAGCAGCAUUAGAUAAUGUCUUUGGAACUACAGUGCCAUCUAGCAGUGCAUUCAGUUCAACGACCAGUACAGUCAGCAGUGUAUUUGGAGCAACGCCGGGUGCUGGAGCAUCUCAGACACAGUCGAUAGCAUCCAGUGCUGGUGCUGCAGCAGCCUUUGGAGUAGCUGCAAACACGAAUCCUUUCAUGUCUGCCUCUGUUACCCCAGGAGGAAUGCCUACAAAUCCCUUUCAAAGUAAUGGCAGAACAGCAGCAGGUCUCCUGGGAGCAGUACACAGCCAGGCCUUUCAUCCAGCUCAUUUUGCAGCUACUUUUGGCACAGCAUCCCUGAGCAUGCCUGCAGGAUUUGGACCUUCUGCCACGUACAAUCUGCCUACCAGUUUUAGUGGUACAUUUCAGCAGCCAGCAUUUCCUUCUCAAACUGCCUUUCCUCAACAACCAGCUUAUCCACAGCAGCCUAAUGGUGCAACUUUUGCAGCAUUUGGACAGGCAAAACCAGUGGUAACUCCAUUUGGCACAAUGGCAGCACCUCAAAUGACUAGUAACCCUUUUAUGGCAACAGCUCCAACUGGACAAUUCCCUGCAGGUGGCUCUUCAACAAAUCCUUUUUUAUAGCCUUAAACAUUUUGCAACAAGAACUCUUCCUUGGUUACUUACAUUGUUGGCACCUCUUGCACUGUUGUCUUGUUUCACUGAUCUUAGCUUUAAAAAGAAGAGAAGUCUUCAAAGGCCUGUGUUAUGUAAGAGAGCAAGAUAACGAGUGUAAAGUAAGGCCUUCAUUCACACCCCUUAUUUAACCUAUGAAUUGGCCGAUGACCUAGCCAGCUGUAUCAUAUAUAUUGAAAUUGGCUAAUUUUAAGUUAUUGCAGAUACCACAUUCAUUAUGCUGCAGUACUGUACAUAUUUUUCUUAGGAAGUUAGCUAUUUGUGCAUAUCAGUAUUUGUAACUUUAACAAUACAUGGGUGAAAAUGUUACUACAGGAAGAAAAUGAUCAGCCACUUUGAGUCUUUGCUGCUGUUUAUCUGGGUAUGGAUGACCUAAAUAUUUUUUAACAAUUGCAGUUUAUAGCUAAGAAAGAAACCCCAUAUGUUUUAUUAAUUUCUCAAAUAAAAUUAAAAGACUUUCCUUCCAAAUGAAUACUCAUAUUUAUAUGCAGUUACAUUCUAAGUAAUGUUGCAGGGUACCAGUCCACAUCAGAACUGAAAAAGCUGAUAUUGUUUUGCUACAAAGUUUGCAGGUGAAGAAAAUAAAUUAAUAUGCAAAAAGUC